Molecule: messenger RNA, 1656 nt
Organism: Prosopis cineraria
Lineage: Eukaryota; Viridiplantae; Streptophyta; Magnoliopsida; Fabales; Fabaceae
Exons: 7
Coding region: 1-1656 (551 amino acids)
Biological process (GO): DNA integration
Molecular function (GO): nucleic acid binding
Source: RefSeq, a predicted model, not a curated record
AUGGAUGUUGCUCACAUUUUACUUGGUCGACUGUGGCUUUAUGACCACAAUGUUAUCAAUCAUGGUCGUGAGAAUACCUAUACAUUUAAGCAUGGAGAAAAACAGUUUGUACAAGAAAGCAGAGAGAGUACGAUCGUGUUUAUUUUGGUAUCCAAGAUCUCGCAACGAAUUGCUACUACUUCAGAAAUGCCAGAGGAAGUGCAACAGCUCUUACAACAAUUUCAGGAUAUCACGCUCGAUGAGCUUCCAUUUGAAUUACCACCAAUGAGAGAGAUCCAACAUGCAAUUGAUUUCAUUCUAGUACCUGCUCUUUUAACCCCAAAGAAAGACGGCUCUUGGAGAAUGUGUGUAGACAGCAGAGCCAUCAACAAGAUCACCAUCAAAUAUAGGUUUCCUAUUCCUAGACUUGAUGACAUGCUUGAUUUAGUGUCUGGAUCUAGUUGGUUUUCAAAUAUUGACCUCAGAAGUGGUUAUCAUCAGAUCAGGAUUAAGCUUGGAGAUGAGUGGAAGACUGCUUUUAAAAUGCAAGAUGGGUUGUUUGAAUGGCUUGUCAUGCCUUUUGGGUUAUCAAAUGCCCCAAGUUUCAUAGUUUCUGAAAGGGGUCUAGCAGCUGACCCUGAGAAAGUCCAAGCCAUUCAAGAAUGGCCUGAGCCACAAUCUCUCCAUGAAGUACAGAGUUUUCAUGGCCUUACUUCUUUCUAUAGACGCUUCAUUAGAAACUUCAGUACCAUUAUGGCUCCUAUCACUGAUUACUUAAAACAAGACAAGUUUCAGUGGACAUCUACAGCUUCCAUAGCUUUCCAAGAUAUUAAGAAAAGACUUUCUCAAGCUCCAGUCUUGUCUUUACCGGAUUUUACAAAGUAUUUUGAAGUUGCUUGUGAUGCAUUUGGAACAGGAAUUGGAGGUGUACUAAGCCAAGAAGGUCACCCUGUGGCUUUUUUUAGCGAAAAGCUCAAUGAUGCAAAACAAAAGUACUCCACUUAUGAUAAGAAAUUUUAUGCGAUUGGAUUCACUUUUGUGGUCAAGCAUCGUUUAGGAACAGAAAAUAUAGUGGCUGAUGCCCUGAGCCGUCGGAUCAACUUGUUGCACAUUAUGAGCGUUAGUGUUGUUGGUUUUGAAAACUUGAAGGAAGACUAUGCUUCAUGUCCAGAUUUUAGGAUAAUAUACCAAGAAGUUCGCAGUGGUUUAGCUGGUCAUUUCGGGGUUAAUAAGAUAAUGGCAUUAGUCGAAGAUAGGUUCUACUGGCCUUCACUCAAGCAUGAUAUGGCUCGCAUAGUGUCUCAAUGUCGAAAUUGUCAAACUUCUAAAGCCAGGCGACAGAAUACCGCUAGAGGUCAUGACUCUGUAUUAGUUGUUGUGGACAGGUUUUCAAAAAUAGCUCACUUUAUUCCUUGUAGCAAAACUACGGAUGCUUCACAUCUGGCAAAGUUGUUCUUCAAGGAGAUUGUACGUCUGCAUGGGUUACUUACCACUAUUGUAUCUGAUAGAGAUGUCAAGUUUGUUAGCUACUUUUGGAAGACCCUAUGGAAACUUUUUGGUACCCAAUUAAAGUUCUCUUCUGCUUUUCACCCUCAAACUGAUGGGCAAACUGAAGUCACUAAUCACAGUUUGGGUAAUUUGCUUCGGAGUUUAGUUGGAGACAGGCCAAAGAAUUAG